Molecule: messenger RNA, 990 nt
Organism: Aspergillus ibericus CBS 121593
Lineage: Eukaryota; Fungi; Ascomycota; Eurotiomycetes; Eurotiales; Aspergillaceae
Product: ORMDL family protein
Exons: 3
Coding region: 171-710 (179 amino acids)
Biological process (GO): negative regulation of ceramide biosynthetic process; intracellular sphingolipid homeostasis; ceramide metabolic process
Cellular component (GO): endoplasmic reticulum membrane
Source: RefSeq, a predicted model, not a curated record
CCCCCUCCCUCCCGACCACUCGAGUCGUCGUCUCACUGUCCGAUUCCUCCUCUCGAUCCCCCCGGUUCCCGCUCAACACCGCCAAAGUGUCUUCCCUACUUGUGCCCCGUGCCAUCUCCUUCCCCCCGGACGUCGACGCUGCGUCGCGCCGGUUGACCCCGGACUCCAACAUGGCCCAGGGCAAGGCUGGACGGAGGAGACGGUCGAGUAGUAUCAUCUACCAAGAGCCGGCUGAGUCCAUUGAGCACACCAGUGACCAGGCCGCCCUGCCCAAUCUGAAUGCGAAUUGGGUCAACGCCAAGGGAGCCUGGACCAUCCACUUCGUCCUGAUCGUUUGCCUUAAGAUCUUCUACGACAUCAUCCCCGGCGUCUCGCAGGAGACUUCAUGGACCCUCACCAACAUCAGCUAUAUGUUCGGUUCCUUUAUCAUGUUCCACUGGGUGCGGGGUAUCCCCUUUGAAUUCAACGCUGGCGCGUACGACAACCUCAAUAUGUGGGAGCAGAUCGACAAUGGAGAUCAGUACACUCCCACUAAGAAGUUCCUCCUCUGCGUCCCUAUUUGUCUCUUCCUCCUCAGCACGCAUUAUACCCACUACGACUUGACGUAUUUCACGAUCAACUUUCUCGCUACGCUGGGGGUGGUCAUUCCGAAAUUGCCAUUUUCGCACCGUCUGCGAAUAGGGCUCUUCUCCGAUAUACCGGAAGAGUAGCCGCACUCUUUCUUUUUCUUUUCCGUUUCCUUUUUGGCUUUUCCCCAUUUACUUGCCUUUAUUCCCUUAACACUUACCUUGUGUGUUUGUAUUGCUUCUUACUACUACUAAACUAUUACUUAUCCGUUCUUGAUAAUAUUCUCCGCUUGGCGUCGCUGUCUCUUUCCUUGCCCUCUCUCUCUCACUUUCUCUUCCUCUCUUUUCUUUCUCGCCUCGCUUCUUCCCUUGUCUAACAUAUCUCUGUUUCAAUUCGCGGGUUCACACCCAGGAACUGGGCGGC